Molecule: messenger RNA, 360 nt
Organism: Drosophila sulfurigaster albostrigata
Lineage: Eukaryota; Metazoa; Arthropoda; Insecta; Diptera; Drosophilidae
Product: acylphosphatase-1
Exons: 2
Coding region: 91-270 (59 amino acids)
Molecular function (GO): acylphosphatase activity
Source: RefSeq, a predicted model, not a curated record
UUGUAAUUUUCUUCGAUCUUUUCUUCAGGAGUUUACUUUCGUAAGCACACUUUAAAUAAGGCCAAGGAAUUGGGUCUCAAUGGCUGGUGCAUGAAUACACAAAAUGGCACCGUCAAGGGCAUACUCGAGGGACCGCAAGAUUUAAUCUCUGAAAUGAAACUGUGGCUGCAACACAAAGGCAGUCCACGCUCCAUCAUUGAGAAGGCAAUUUUCACACCAAACGAACCAAUUGCCAACUACAAUUUCCAUUCGUUUACCGUGCGACGUUAGGCGACAUCUUUUCCCCCAACUGUCUCUGUUUCGAUUUCCCGCUGUGCAAUUAAUUCUAAAUAUACAUAGAACAUAUGUCAGAAGACUAAA